Scomber japonicus (chub mackerel) is the source of this 1812-nucleotide messenger RNA. RefSeq names its product insulin-like growth factor-binding protein 1. Gene Ontology annotation, biological process: regulation of insulin-like growth factor receptor signaling pathway. Gene Ontology annotation, cellular component: extracellular region. The transcript has 4 exons. NCBI's taxonomy places the organism in Eukaryota, Metazoa, Chordata, Actinopteri, Scombriformes, Scombridae. The record is from RefSeq and is a predicted model, not a curated record. Gene Ontology annotation, molecular function: insulin-like growth factor I binding; insulin-like growth factor II binding. Bases 86 to 829 code for a protein of 247 amino acids.
GAGAAUUCACUUUAGAAGGAAAACUACAGCCAUACUGAAUAAGUUGCACAGUCCAAAAAGAAGAUUUUUUAUCUGGAGACUGGACAUGCCUGGAUUAUAUGAGAAGCUAAUGCUCGUGGCAGCAGUGGUUCCAGCUGUCUUGACCGUGGUGAGGUCGUCCCCAGUGGUGGGGCCGGAGCCUAUCCGCUGCGCACCCUGUACCCAGGAGAAACUGAACCAUUGUCCUGCCAUUCCAGCAGACUGUAAGCAGGUGCUGAGGGAGCCUGGCUGUGGCUGCUGCAUGGCCUGUGCUCUGGAGAAAGGAGCAUCGUGUGGGGUUCACACAGCCCACUGUGGUGAAGGUCUCCGAUGCACUCCCAGGCCCGGUGAGGCCAGGCCUCUACAUGCUCUGACCAGAGGACAGGGGGUCUGCACUGAAGACCUGGGCCAAGAUGAAGUUGAUGGAGUCCCUGACCACAGUUCCCUGCACUACCUGUUGGGGCUCAACCUCCCAUUGGACCACCAAGACACUGCUGAAGGCCAGGAGAGUAUCAAGGCCAAAGUCAAUGCCAUCCGUAACAAACUGGUACAACAGGGUCCUUGUCACGUUGAACUGCAUGCAGCACUGGACAUGAUAGCCAGCUCCCAGCAGAAACUAGGAGAGAGGUUCACAACUUUCUACCUCCCCAACUGUGAUAAACACGGCUUCUACAAGGCCAAGCAGUGUGAGUCAUCUCUGGUUGGACCGCCUGCUCGCUGCUGGUGUGUCUCUUCCUGGAAUGGGAAGAAGAUCCCGGGCUCAAGUGACCUCCUUGGUGACUCAGUUUGUCAUCAAGAAGUCACUCACUGAAGGAUGGACUCAUAAACAUACCCCCCCCCCCCCCACACACACACACACACAGACAGGUGUGUUAGAAGAAAACAUAAAGCUACAUAUUGUGUUUCUUGUAUUUAAUCUAAAAUCAGGGGAGUGUGUGCAACAACUUCCUUUUAAAAAACACACAAGAUGUAAAAUACUAUUUCCAAGGGGAAACUUUCCUCUCAUUUUAUUUACAUGUAUGUAUCAAAACUUAUUUAUUCAGUACUUGUAUAUUCUUACUAGCAUUAACCAUUUGUCAUUUUUAGAUUUUUUAUAUGUUUGCCUAUUUUUUCAAUUGUAAAUAGGGCAACACUGUAUACAUUUGUAUUUCUGACUAAAUAACUCCAUUGCUCAAAAACCACAGGUCCACAGCUCUGCCAAGCCCAUUUCAGAGUCUUCAGGAUCAGUUUUUUUUUCCAAUUCAUUCAAACCUGGAGCUGUGCGCAGCACGAAACAACACAGCCGCUCAUUCAUUCAAGAUGUUGACAUUGUCUGAAUGUAUCUCCAUUGGCGUUUCCUCAAUGGGUAUUGGGGGAAAUACUUAAAGUGCCGCAAAUAUGUGCACGGUGGCCAAGCACAAACAUAUCAGGGCUCAUCCAAGCCACUGUGAGGUUUGGGAUGGGUUGUUCUGCAUUUGUCUACCUCUACUAGUCUCUGCAGGUCCACAAGUAUAGUAGAAGAUUGCUGUGGGCUCUUCUCAGUUACACCUUUCUCACUUGUAUUUGCCUAGAGGGUCAUUGUGCUCUUUUUCGACCUAUUCUAGCAUCUGUUCUAUAGUAUUUAUUAUGAUUCACUCAUGUGUUUAUGCUUUUGUUGUUGAGGUCAUGUGCAGUGGACCAACACUGUUUGUGAAUGCUGUUUGAUAGGAACACUGCUGCUAUUCCAUUAUUGGUUUUGUUGAAAUAAUGUAUAUAUUGUACCAUUCUAAUUCUGUGGACAUGCAUCCAAAUAAAGUAUUGUUUCAUCUUGAUGGC